Messenger RNA from Suillus subalutaceus, 1883 nucleotides. RefSeq lists its product as uncharacterized. The coding region runs from base 152 to 1591 and encodes 479 amino acids. The record is from RefSeq and is a predicted model, not a curated record. The transcript has 2 exons. Lineage: Eukaryota; Fungi; Basidiomycota; Agaricomycetes; Boletales; Suillaceae.
CUUCCACCAAGGCCCUCUAGAAGCCUGGUAAAAAAGCCGACAUCGCGAGCAGAAGGAGUGGUCUGUAAGAAGCGCAAGCGGUCCACGGAAGUACGCGAACGCAAGGAUUCCACUGACGGAGACAGGAUGUGUCUUGCCCAGAGGCUGCGUCAUGAUGAUGAUGCCUUCAUUGGUGACCGCCAUGCGCGGUCUGCACUUUGGCGUGCGCCUUCCUACCGUAAGGAGCAACGUCGUAGUAGUUCCCCUGCACUCAACAACCACAAGGAUAGCAAAGGGCCCUCGCUCCAUAUUGUCAAAUCUUCCGAUCGCCGCACUUCUGACGAUAAGGGCAAAGAAAAAAACGUCUUUGACCUCCCUGAAUAAUAGAUGCACUGGAUCUGUAAACGCCCGUCAUGACGUGCAGAACCCUUCAUCGCACGGCGUGCCAUCUGUACAGUCCGUGGAUAGAUUUUUGGACAGCAUCGACUUGAGCAUUACUCCUUCAUGCAAUCCGGUACUUGCUAAAAGCAAGGUUCCCGCGACACCAAUUCAACAAGUCCUUCCCCCGACUCCCGUAUCCAUCGCACCCACUUCCCUGCCUUUGCCAGCAUCUUCUACAGUUGACCUUCGACCAAUCCCCUUCACUUUCGGACCGCAGAGGCUUAGUCUUUUGCAUCACGGGCACCCCUUAAACUACGACUUGAAUCUACUUCCUGAUGACCCUAUUGGUCCUAUCACAUUGCUUGGAGCAACUCAGAGCGAACCUGGCGCAUAUCUCGUUGCCGCAGCACACUAUAGGCGGACUGGCCGUUCUCGUGCAGCGUGCAAAGUGAUCAGAGCCUUGCUUGGCAAGCACGCCCCUGCCAUUCUUGCGGGUGGUGACUUGACUGGGGAAAACAAAGAAAAUGGUCCCUUCCAUCAGGUUUCCUCAUCACCAGCGAAAUCCCCCGCACCUCCUGUAUUUACACCCAUAGACGUCAACGCCCCAGCUCACGAAGCCGCUGUCUUGCGAUCUGCCAUUCUCGUUCUCGCAGCCUGUCAGCUGGACAUAAGUCGCGAUUCUUCAUCUCCCGAAGAGAAGAUCGCAUAUGCUAACACUGCUCAAGAACUUUUCCGUACAAUAUACGGAACGAAAAACAACUUCCUUGCUUCCGAGUCAGGAAAUACUAGUACAGAUGUAAACGCCCUAGGAUUGGCUUUUUCAGAUCGCGCCCGAAUUCCUUCUACCGUCAACAGCAACCUACCAACUUCUAUGUCCAAGCAUACAUCAGGCGUCCCCACUGCUCCUGCUUCUACUCGUAUUCUAGCUCUGGAGGAUGAGCUCCGUCUCACGCGCACAGCCAAGUCUACAAUUGAGGCCGACCUUGCCGCUGCGAGGAAGCGCCAGGAACACACCGACCUGUCUAUCAGAGAUGCUGAGUCCCGUUCUCGCGAUGCCCUCCGAUUGCUUGAGACCGAGAGGGAUGAAGUCCAUAUCUUGAAGCGUCGACUCGCGGAGACGGAGCAGAAGGUGUCAGAAAUGGAGCAGUCAGCUGCUGGUGCCGAGUCACGCGUGUGGGUGAGGCUGCGGGACAUGAUUUAUGACCAGUUUGGAAGCACGCGAGGUUUUUGAUGUGUGAGCUAAGUGUCACAGCUCACGUUCUUCUUUUUCUUCUUUUUCAGAACAUUGCGGGGUUAUAGGAUCAGGACCAGUCAUGUGGUGCAUCCCAUCACAACCCCAUCACCAUCAUGAUCACCAUCGUCAUCGCCACUUGUACAUUAUACCAUUUUCUGCAGCAUUCGAGAUACCGUGUUUCACAGUCCACAGUAGUGUAUGUCCCCCGUAUGCAUUUCAGAACUUGUAAUCAUCCUCCAUGUAUGGAAUUAGCACAGCAAGAGAACAGGAGAAUACGUACCCAUUGAAA